Choloepus didactylus (southern two-toed sloth) is the source of this 1842-nucleotide messenger RNA. RefSeq names its product transmembrane protein 140 (gene TMEM140). The transcript has 2 exons. Bases 239 to 796 code for a protein of 185 amino acids. The record is from RefSeq and is a predicted model, not a curated record. Lineage: Eukaryota; Metazoa; Chordata; Mammalia; Pilosa; Megalonychidae.
CAGUCAGCACAAAUGUACCAAAGUUCAGAGAGCUGUUUACUUAGGCACAACUGCGUAUGCAAGUGGGGAAAACACUCUCAGGACUGCAUUUAUCUGCCAUUUCCCACUGCCCUGUUUUCUGGAGCCUGACAUUAAAAAGCCAGGAAGAAAGAAGCAGCUACGGAACCUGAUUUCCCGCUCCUCCUUUUGAUGAGCGUUUCUGUGGGCACUACACCGUCUUCCUUUUGUGCCCGAGAGAAUGGCUGUCGCGGAGCCCGGGCGGGGCCACCUCCUGCGGUUCCUGAGCACCAUGGGCCUCACAGUCAUGGUCAUCGCCCUGCUGUUCCACGCUCUCCUCUGGGAGGCCGGCAACCUCGUUGACCAGCCCAACCUGAGAAUCGGCUUCUAUAACUUCUGCCUGUGGAACGAGGACACCGGCUCCCUGCAGUGCCACCACUUCCCGGAGCUGGAGGCCCUGGGGCUGCCUCGGGUCGGGCUGGCCCUGGCCCGGCUCGGCGUGUACGGGGCCCUGGUCCUCACUCUCUUUGUCCCCCUGCCUCUCCUCCUGGCUUGGUGCAACAGAGACGAGGGGGAGAGGCAGCUGGCAGUGGGCUUCCUGGCGGCUUCCUCGGUGCUGCUGGCCAGCGGCCUGGGUCUCUUCCUCUCCUACACAUGGAAGUGGAUCACGCUGUCCCUCCUGGGGCCUGGGUUUGUAGCUCUGGGCAUGGCCCAGGCCUUACUCAUUCUCUUGCUUUGGGCCACAGUUGCACUCCCUCAGAGGGCAGAAAAGGACAAGGGCAAGCUUGAGAGCUGCUAGGUCUAUUGACCUGAUUAUAAGGAUGUGAGCAGUUUGAACUGUGCUCAGAGAAGGUGCCAGAGAAUUCAAGGGCUGGUCUCUCUUCUCAGCCAUCCUGUUUCACAGCUAAUGCUGACUGCAAGCUCUAGCAGAGGGGACCCACUAUGGAGGAGGUGGGGCACCCAGUGUCAGGGAGGCCUCAGCUGCUGCUGCAAAGACCAAGGCCACUGGAUGUAUCAGGCCAAGAGGCAGCAAGGCUGGCUGGGCACCUGCAGCUUCCUGGUGGAGGGUUGUCUGUCCUUCAGGACUUCUGAGGCUCCCAAGGACACCCUAAACCACACAGCUCCUGCUUUUUAACUGAUCUGAGCAAACAAUUCUUACUUUAUCCUCAGGAGGAUGGGAAAGAUAAAGAUUCCUGUCAUGGGGCCAGAUUUCCAGUCUGAUUGCCAACUGCAGUGACGGAUGGAACCCAGUGUAGGUUUUUAUCAACAAACGGGGGCAGGGUGAGGGCAGCAUCAUGAGGGAGCAUCUUGGUGUCCCUUAGGGCGCUGGGGAGCAAGCUGACCCACCCUUCUUGUGUGUGCUCCAAGUCUCACCUUCUUUGGCCAGGGUGGGUCAGAUGUGUGAGCCCCUCCCCAUGGACUCCACUCUCAAAGAGCUGGAGGUCCAAGACUGACCUCCAAAGGAUUCACUGAAGACAGAAUACACGGGGCAGGAAGAGAAGGCUUGGUGGCUCUGAAGAGUUUCCCUGGAGUCAAAUAGGGCAGGGAGUCCAAAUGGCCAAUCAUUCCUAACAGGUGUCCUGGGAGCACAGGAGCAAACAAUUCAAAUCCUAGGGAGGGCUGAGCAAGGUGAAUAAGAGUGAACGGUUCCACAUACAUACAAAUGCUGUGCACUUUCACUUCUCAAACCAGAAUUGCAAAGAAUAUAAUCACAACAGUGUAUGCAUUGGGGAAUUUUAUGUACUUUCAGUAUCUGUAUCGGAAAACCUACAGGGCAAAUUGUUUACUUAUUCUAUGCCUGUCAAAAGCCACAGUGAAUACAGAGGAAGAAAUGUGGAUUCUGGA